This is a messenger RNA of Tilletiopsis washingtonensis, 1735 nucleotides long. RefSeq names its product Bet v1-like protein. The transcript is spliced from 3 exons. Bases 451 to 1563 code for a protein of 370 amino acids. Gene Ontology annotation, molecular function: lipid binding. NCBI's taxonomy places the organism in Eukaryota, Fungi, Basidiomycota, Exobasidiomycetes, Entylomatales. The record is from RefSeq and is a predicted model, not a curated record.
GCCUGUGCCGCCGCCACGACAGUGACGGCACGGCGCUUUCACGCCCUCUCCUCCACCGCCGCGGCGCGGCCGUCGUGCAUGCUCAUGCGGGGAAAAGGCGCCGCGCGGCGCGACUGCGCUCCGCAGCGUCAUGCGCACAGGGCACCCUCGCUGUGCCCUGCCUCAACGCUGCAGCUGCAGCGCCGCUUGUAGGACUGAGCACGCCGUCAGAAGCUGAGGGCUGAAAGAGCGCCGCUUGAGCGUCUGGGCGUCUCUGGACGAGAGGUGCGCGCCGGGGCGGCACGUUGCCUGCACGUCUCGUCUGUUGGUGGCGACCCUUGUGCUUGGUCCCACCGCCGCCGCUGCCGAGUGCCGCCGAUCAUCCAGACGGGAGCGCGAGAGGCUUAUUCGGCUGCCCCGCACUCACGCACGGGCGACGCACGCCCGUGCGCUGCGCGGCGCAGUCGAGGCAUGGCUCUCUUGAGUGGCUCAUCAGCCAGCUCGCGCCUUGCUCCCCACCACCACCACCCACCUACCACCCCAACUGCACAUCCCCUCACCCCCAUGUCGCUCCAGAUUCCCGACAACCCGGCGCCGCACGGCUACGUGCCCGUGCCCUCGUCGCACAGCAGCGCCCUCUCGACGGCACGCGAGCUGCUCAAGGAGCUGCGUGAUUCCUCCGAGUGGCAGGACGCCGGCGAGCGCGACGAGGUGCGCCUCAGCAAGAUUGUCGAUGCGCACGACAGCUAUGCCAUUCCCGUCACGCGCGGCGAGACCGUCGUCGAGGGCGCCACGCCGCAGCAGGUGCUGGCCGCGCUGACACUGCCGGGCAUGCGCAAGAAGUGGGAUCCGCGCCUGGACUCGGGCCACGCCAUUGAGCGCUACACGCAGUCGUCGUUCCAGGUGUACAGCGUGAUGAAGUCGCCCUCCUACUUCAUCUGGGCGCGCGACAUUGUGUGCAUGCAGGAGACGGCGUACGCCGCCGACGGCAGCAGCGCCGAGAUGCUGCAGGUCUCCGUCGCCGACGAGGAGCGCCUGCCGGAGAAGGGCAGCUAUGCCAAGUCGCGCACACGCGCCACCGUCGAGCUGAGCGCGUGGAGUCUGGAGAAGGAGGGAGAGAAUACCAAGCUGAGCUACAUCGUCAAGGUGCACCUCAACGGCUCGAUUCCCACGUCCGUCGUGCAGAUGCUCGCCGUCGAGACGCCCAUGUGCGUGGGGCGCGUGCGCGAUGUCUUCUACCAGACGGGCUACGUGCCGUACGAGCUCGUCGCCAACAACACGUCGGGCGAGUACGCGGACCACCAGUCCGUGUCCGUGCUGCAGCUCUUCGACGACGGCGACGGCACCGAGGCGACGAGCGGCGAGCGCAAGUGGACGGCGCAGUACCUCGGCACGGGCAAGGACACGGUGCACAUCGCGUACGACGGACAGCGCAUGUACCCCGCCGGCGUCCACGUCGAGGUGCAGGGCGACGCGGCGGCUGCGGUCACCGUCAACGUCGACGAGCAGAAGAAGCUCAUCACGCUUGAAGUCGCCGAGGAGGCAAAGGACAAGAACUUCGACGUCGUCGUCACGCCCAAGUAGGCAGCUUCUCUCGCGCGCGCGCGCGCAUGGCCCGCCUCGACGCAUUGCCCUCUCGAUGGCUGCUCUUUUCGCCUCUGUCUCGUUUGCCCCUCUCCUUUCUGUGCUACCCCCAUGCUUGGCCCCCCACGUCCUGCUCGCCCCCUCGUUUCAAUGACCAUGGCGAAUUCCUCAU